UCUGAGAGAAGAACAGAUUUUCUUUGCAAACUUAACUAAUGUCUUGGGGAAAAAACAGAAAGAAUGAACUAAUGAGAUGUACUCGAAAUUAAAGAUAAAGUGAAAAAGUCCCAAUUCAGUAAUGCACUAGGCUCCCUAUUCUGGCUUUAUGUGAACCUUUUUAUUAUAUAAUGAUUUAGUUGGAUAUGAUGUUGGCUAUGCAUGACUCUGCCAUUUUCUUUUGGUGGUUCUACUAUAUUAUAUUUUGCAUCUCCUAUAAAAUGUAGCAUUCCGAACCAUUUGGCAUGCCAGGAACUUUUCAUUCCAAUGGAUGAGGCACUGUACCAAAAAUCUACCAACUUAAAUCUCCUUUCAACUGGAAGGAAUGGAACAGAUAAUGUCUGUUGCAAAACUACUACUUCAGAUAAAAAGCUUAGAAUUUUUGGCUUUGAGGUAAAUCCUUGUUCAAAAUCUGAAAGUGACGAGAGUAUUAGUUCCUCUGAAACAUUUGCAGAUGAAAGACUAGUGGAAAAAACUUCCAUCUGCAUGAAUUCCUCUAGCAUAGUUCUUCCCAACCCAAAUGAAAACCUCAGAAACUUGAGCUCCUCAGUUGUCAGUGAGUUUAAAUAUGAGUGCCACUUCUGUUUAAAGAAGUUUACUAACUCACGGGCACUGGGAGGUCACCAGAAUGCCCAUCGAAAAGAGAGGCUGAAGAAGAAAAGAAUGGAUCUUGAAGCAAAAAGAGCUAGCUCCAUGCUCCAUCUUUAUUCUUUAAUCAGAAACACUGGAGUUAUAUACCCUUACUAUUCUCUAAGUCAUCAAAACCUCUUUGUUUCUGGAAGUUCAACCAUCAAUUUCAGCUCCGUAUAUCACUAUCAGAACAGCACUCAUCCCCUAUAUGUUGCUGUUGAUGCUCAUCCCCAAGGUGAACUACAAUUGCAGAAUAACUGUUCUACCUCGGUGCAGGGUGGUGAGUCUAGAGGGAGAGACCUGUUGUCAUGAGCGUUAAGUACUUUUGCUGGAAAAUUUCUGUCAUCUAAACAUAGGUGCUAUUAUCCCUGGAAACGAAUUGCGUUAUUUAUUUCACUUAUCAGACAAGGAAGGAUAUAUCAGCUAUUUCGACUAAUACUGUCUAUUUGAAUAUCUCCAGUUUUGGAUCUAAUAUGUUCUUAAUUAUAUUUAGAGCAUGUUUGGAUGAACUUAUAAGUUGAAGCCAUAAAUUAGGAUUUCUAACUUGUGGCUUAUUUUUGUUAUUUUGGCUUAAAAUAAGUACU
Solanum stenotomum is the source of this 1253-nucleotide messenger RNA. RefSeq lists its product as uncharacterized. The transcript has a single exon. The record is from RefSeq and is a predicted model, not a curated record. Bases 202 to 981 code for a protein of 259 amino acids. Lineage: Eukaryota; Viridiplantae; Streptophyta; Magnoliopsida; Solanales; Solanaceae. Gene Ontology annotation, cellular component: nucleus. Gene Ontology annotation, biological process: trichome differentiation; gibberellic acid mediated signaling pathway; cytokinin-activated signaling pathway. Gene Ontology annotation, molecular function: DNA-binding transcription factor activity; transcription cis-regulatory region binding.